AUGCCUCCCCUUACCAACACAUAUCCCAAACACUUACCCCAGACCAGCCCAGUCCCCACUAUGGCACCCUCAAGGGCAGCAGCCCUCGUCCGCAUAACCUCCGCACUCGCACAACCCCCUGUCCACACGGCAUUCCGCAUGCUUCUAUCCACAUGUACGAGGCAAACACCACGCUUGCAUGGCGUUUCGGCGCCAAUUCCAAGACCGGCGCGGCACCUAUGUUUGCCUACGAUGUGCACACGAGCAUAUUCACAGCCGGCGGGCGCGGCACUCGAACCACCGGAUUACCUGAAUGAAGCGGAGUUGCAAGUUUUCAACAAGAUCAAGGCCAAGUUGGAGCCAGUGAGGUUGGAGGUCCAAGAUAUAAGCGGUGGCUGUGGCUCAAUGUAUGCCCUUGAUAUCGAGUCGCCCAAGUUCAAAGGGCUGUCGGUUAUCAAGCAGCACAAGAUGGUGAAUGAGGUGUUGAAGGACGAGAUCAGUGGUUGGCAUGGCGUGCAGUUACGCACAAAGGCUUGCUGA
Molecule: messenger RNA, 519 nt
Organism: Plenodomus lingam JN3
Lineage: Eukaryota; Fungi; Ascomycota; Dothideomycetes; Pleosporales; Leptosphaeriaceae
Cellular component (GO): mitochondrial matrix
Source: RefSeq, a predicted model, not a curated record